GAGCAUGACCUGUCUGUUUGUCCGCGUUGAUGGCUGGAGGUCAGUCCUGUGUUCUCUGGCUCGUAUUGUACGCUGAAUGCAGACACUCAGUCUGAGUCUGACAGUGUAUGUAUAUGCCAUCCACUGCCGCUGCUGCUGCGAACCAGGAACUGUGGGCAGGACAAGUGAAAGGGAAAAUGAAAGCAUCGACACAAUGAUCCAGCUUAAAUUCAGGUUACAGUGACAGCCAUCCAACCAUAAGUAUCUAAACCAAACAUUGACUACAAAUUAUUUUUCAUGAUGCAUCUGCUGUUUUUAAUCUUGCUGUUUUUGGAGUCACUCUGUUAUGUCCAGUCCUCUGAAAGCAACAGUCCAACUGGUGAUAACCUAGCCACAGACGGCCUUCCUUUCCCAUGGAGUAAAGUGCGUCUGCCAAACUACAUAGUGCCAGUACACUAUCAUCUUCUCAUCCAUCCCAAUCUGACCACACUGAGCUUCACUGGAUCCGUCAAGAUUGAAAUCGAUGUGAAAAACAACACAAACUGGGUGGUGCUGCACAGCAAGAACCUGAAGAUCUACACCGCCACUGUUUUAGACGAGCAUGAAGCCCAUCUGUCAGAAAAAACACUGUCUGUUCUUGAGUAUCCUCUACACGAGCAGAUCGCCAUCUUCUCCCCAAAGAUCCUCACUUCCGGGGAAAAAUAUUUCUUGUAUCUGGAGUUUGGCGCACCGUUGAGUGAUGGCUUCCAUGGCUUUUAUAAGAGCACAUACAGGACCAAAUCAGGAGAGACAAGAGUCUUGGCAUCCACCCAUUUUGAACCCACAUCUGCCCGGAUGGCGCUGCCGUGUUUUGAUGAGCCCGUUUUCAAAGCUAAUUACACUGUCAGAAUAAGAAGAGGCCCAUCACACAUUGCUCUGUCGAACAUGCCUUUAGAACAAACUGUAGAAAUCAGCAACGGUCUGUUUGAAGACCACUUUGAAGCGAGUGUGAAAAUGAGUUCAUACCUGUUGGCUUUCAUCAUCUGCGACUUCAAAUCUGUUAGUGGAUUAACUGCGACUGGAAUUAAUAUUUCUAUUUACGCAGUUCCAGAGAAAUGGCACCAGACACAGUAUGCUCUAGAGGCUGCUUUGAGGCUUUUGGAGUUUUAUGAACAAUAUUUCAACAUACUUUAUCCGCUGCCAAAACUGGAUCUGAUAGCUAUCCCAGAUUUCGAGUCAGGCGCGAUGGAGAACUGGGGUUUGACAACUUACAGAGAGACGUCACUCCUGUAUGAUCCUGACAUCUCAUCGGCCUCCGAUAAACUCUGGGUUACAAUGGUGAUAGGACAUGAACUGGCACAUCAGUGGUUCGGGAACCUGGUGACGAUGGAUUGGUGGAAUGACAUAUGGCUGAAUGAAGGCUUUGCCCGCUAUAUGGAAUCUGUGUCGGUUGAGGCAGUUUAUCCAGAGCUUAAAGUUGAGGAUCACUUUCUAGACACCUGCUUUGGAGCUAUUGGGCGGGAUUCUCUAAAUUCAUCCAGGCCAAUUUCCAGUUUAGCUGAGAGUCCAACUCAGAUCAAGGAAAUGUUUGAUACUGUUUCAUAUGAAAAGGGAGCAUGUAUUCUCCAUAUGCUGAGGCAUUUCCUGACAGAUGAAGGCUUUCAGAGUGGAAUAAUUCGAUAUCUUCGGAGGUUUAGCUACUGCAAUGCCAGAAAUGAAGAUCUGUGGGACAGCCUUAUUAAAACCUGUUCUGAGGAGGAUUUUGCAGCAGGAGAAUACUGUUACAGCAGUGCUCAAGCCACUAAAAAUGCGUAUCGUUUUGCUGGGGAGCAUGUCGACCUGAAGAAAAUGAUGAAUACGUGGACUCUACAAAAGGGCAUACCGCUGGUCACGGUGAAGCGGCAGGGAAGGAAACUUCAUAUAGGACAAGAGCGUUUCUUGAAGAUAGUGCUGCCUGAUGAUCCCUCAUGGCAUUCGCUUCAGGACGGCUACCUGUGGCACAUCCCUUUGACAUAUAAAACAAGCCAUUCUGACCAUGAAGUCAAGCACAUAUUGGACAAAAAAUCAGAUGUGUUGCUGCUGGAUGAACACGUUGACUGGGUGAAGCUCAACACUGACAUGAAUGGAUAUUACAUUGUUCAUUAUGAUGAGGAGGGCUGGAAUGCACUGACGGAGCUGCUUAAAGUGAACCACACCGCCCUGAGCUUCAAGGACAGAGCCAGUCUCAUUCACAAUGCCUUCCAGCUUGUCACUGCGGGACGACUGUCUCUAGACAGAGCUUUAGAUCUUAUUGCUUACCUGAAGUCUGAGACCCACAACGUUCCUCUCCUGCAAGGCCUUGGCUAUCUGCAAUCAUUUUACAAACUCAUUGAGAAGAGAAAGAUAGCUGAUGUUACUCAUAAUCUAAAGACGUACAUCUUGCAAUAUUUCAAAGACGUGAUUGACAAGCAGUCGUGGAGCGAUGACGGGAUGGUGUCAGACCGGAGAUUGCGUGAAGACGUUCUUUCUCUCGCUUGUGAUUUAGAUUAUCCACCCUGUUUGGAAAAGGCUGAACGACUCUUUGUUAGUUGGGUGAAAUCCAAUGGUACAAUCAGCCUACCCACUGAUGUGUCUGAGACAGUUUACAUGGUCGGAGCUCAGGAUGACAGCGGUUGGGUCUACCUUCUCAGACAGUAUGGCGUCUCCAUGUGUGAGACAGAGAAGAGCAAAUUUCUUUCGGCUUUAACAAGCAGCAAGGAUUCCGAAAAACUGUCAAGAUUAUUGCAGCUUGGAAUGGAAGGAACAGUAAUAAAAACACAGAAUUUACCCAGUCUUAUAUACAUGGUGGCCAGAAAUCCAGUGGGUCACUUUCUAGCUUGGGAUUUUGUGAAGAAGCACUGGAAUGAACUAGUAGAAAAGUUUCCACUGGGAUCUUUUGGAAUCAGAGAAAUAAUUGUUGGCACUGUUACUCAGUUUUCAUCCACAGAGGAGCUAAGAGAGGUUGAGAGUUUCUUCAAGUCAAUCCAAGAGCAGGUAUCUCAGCUGCGUAUCAUACAGGUGGCCACAGAAAAUGUGGAGAAGAACAUUGUGUGGCUCAAAAGAAAUCUAGAGACUAUGAGGACUUGGUUGCAGCGAAGACUCAACUAAAAUAUUCAAAUAAGACCAACAGAAACUCCACAAGACUUUUCAAAUUUUCUAUUGUUUUGCAUUUUUUAGAUUAUGUUUUAAUUGAACUGGGUAGCGGCUGGUAUAAUGCAUGAUGUGUUUGCUUUUUUGGGGGUUAACUUGGAUAAUGAGUUUCAGCAACAGCAAUGCAGUUCCAAAAUUUACAGGGUUUUGCAUUUGUGUUUUUCUUUGCCUCUAGCUUUGCCACAUUCAGAACUAAUGUUAAAAGGAGACUGCUUAUUAAUUACUGCAAUAUCAAAAUCAUAAUCAUUCUUUAUGAUUAUGAAAUCAUACUUGAAGACUCUGAAUAUUAUUGCACUGAAUAAUGUUUGGAAUAAAAUAAUAAAAAAAAUGUUUUACAUAACAGAUGGAAAUGAAAAA
Molecule: messenger RNA, 3483 nt
Organism: Danio rerio (zebrafish)
Lineage: Eukaryota; Metazoa; Chordata; Actinopteri; Cypriniformes; Danionidae
Source: RefSeq, a predicted model, not a curated record